AUGGCUGCUAUGGCAAUGCGUGGAUCACCCGAUAUAGCAAACGGCAGCUCCCACCCCCACAUUGCUAACGGAGCGCAAAGAGCUCCAGGAAAGCGCAAUCGAAAAAAGGCUCCUACGGAAAGCUACGAGCACGAGGCAGAAUCCGAUAAUACGAACAUAGCUCACACCAGCGGAAGAGAUGCCCAUUCGUCGGCAGGGCGGGUAGGCAGGUCUUUCUCGACCAGAGCCCGAGAUCAGCCCGAGGGAAAUCUGAACUAUACAACCCACAAGCCGAUUCCUCCAUUGACCUCAGAAUUCUCAGAAGAAUCUACCACACCGCGAGGUCUUCCCACAGGACCACACUCCCCAGAACCCCGUGCAGAUAUGCCCGAGAUCCUUGCACAGUCACCGUCGCCUGCACCGGGUGUGUCUUCGACCCCGACUCGGUCUAACACCACACGCUCGGUCUCCGCCAGGGAAUCGCAGCGAGAUUGGGCAUCAGAGCGAUCGCCUCUUCAGAAGUUGGAAGUUACUUUGACUGGAAUCAGCAAGGAAGAGAAGCGGGCACGAGUACAACAGGCGGAAGUCAAAGCUCGAGAGCGACUUGCGCGCAAGAAAGCCGAACAAGAGAAAGCCAAAUUGAUGGAAACAAUGGCUCGCGAAGCAUCAGCACAACGUACGCAGCCAGAAAUCCAACCAGCCUCCGGCGCAGCCAGAAGGAAGGAGCGAAGAGAUAUUCAAAUUCGAGAGGUCGUGCAAAAUGGACAUGGGGGUGCACCACCACAACAGCGCCAACCAGAAAACACAGUUGUGCGUCACAAAAGGACAGUUUCAACAGAUCCUCAAUAUCCAUCCAUCCGCCGCCCCGAGGAUCCCCAAUUUAUACGCGCGGAAGCCGCUAUCCCAUCAUCAGCUAAGAUAGGCAAUGUACCUAGAAGAUCAGUCACAGUGAGCGGACCUGCCGCGAAACCAACAUCUGCCAACCAUAUCAGCCACAGUCGCUCGAUGUCUCAAGCAGGUCCUCGACCUAUCCAGGCUCCCCUUGCCCUAAGAGCGGAGACAACGUACGAACUUUUGACAGCACCCCGUGCAAUUCAGGAUAGUGCUGAGUCGCAGAUCAAGCCCAAGAAGCACUCUGUGUCUUUCAAUGUCCCACCGCCUACGCCCCCACCUAUCUUUGAGUGGAGGAAUGCAAUGCCUGCUCGGCUUGCGGCACCUGACUUUGAUUUCCAGAAUUUUGAUUUGGAUCGUAGCAAAGCGUGGUGGGACGGUGGCGGUAGCAAAGAUCGUAGAAAGAGCAGGGCCCUUCCUAAGAAUUACAAAUCUCCUGCUCAGAAAUUGACAGGAGCGACUGAGCACAAGAACUUCCAACCCAACCUCUUCUUGCGAUGUGGACCUUUGCUACGAUACACAGGUAUCAAGCGAGUUAAGGUUGAUGGAGCCAGCGGCCCAAUUAUCAAGGACAUAUGGCGAGGAUCUAUCAUGAUAGUGACUAAAGAUUCUAGCUCCUUCUACGACACUCCGCCCACACUGAGACUAUUCUCCCAGCCGAUGGAUCUUCUUCCUCCGCCGCCAGUGGAGAUCAGCCAUGAAGAUGGAAUGCAACUGGCUCCCGAAUAUGUCGACCCAACGGCCGGGCUGAUGAAAGUUGGCCGUGAUGGGCGGCCCCUUUAUGUGAAACCAGUUGAAGAUGUCGAUGAACAAGUCGACCUAUCGUCUGUCGAGAACGACGAUGGUAUCUACGAGCUCUCACCUAGCAUAGUCGAUUAUACUAGCGAAGGCGUUAAACAACCUAUGCCUUCCAACCGGAUGCAUGCCGUUGACGGCGAGACGGCGAGUCUGCACCGAGAUAUCCCCGGAGCCCGGCUGUACGCCGAUGUCGCAAGAGAUGUCACAUUCUGGCGAUUCAACCUCGAGGUUGAACUUAGCACAGUGCAGCAGCGAAUCGCCUAUCGAAUCAACCAGGGACCCGCCUUGGGAUUUUGGGUGCCCCCGGCUGGAGAAUCCAUGAACAUAAUGUUUUACAGCGGUAACGGGUUCAGCCCCUCGGCGGACUCUCAUCGAGUCUGCGGGCCCGACCCGCUUUGGCGAGAUAUUCUUAAUGAGCAUCAAACUCGUCCGUUCCAUGUGAUGAUCGGUGGAGGCGACCAAAUCUUCAACGACUCGGGUAUCACAGAGUCGACAUUCUUCCAAGAAUGGUUUAAGAUUAAAAACGCUGCCGAGAGAUAUGGUGCGUCAUUCACACCUGAGUUCCGGGCUGAAUUAGAGCAGUUCUACCUCGAGCGCUAUGCUUCAUGGUUCUCCCAGGGCCUCUUCUCGUUGGCGAACUCUCAGAUUCCCAUGGUCAACAUUUGGAACGAUCAUGAAAUUUUUGAAGGCUUUGGUUCUUACCACGAUGAUUUCAUGCAGACUUCUGUCAUCUCUGGAAUUGGAAAAAUUGCUUUCAAGUAUUACCUGUUGUUCCAGCACCACAGUGUUCCCGAUGAAACAGAAGCAGAUGAACCCAGCUGGCUCCUUGGCGCCCACCCUGGUCCAUACAUUGAGCAGAAAAGUCGAAAUCUGUUCAUGUCUCUUGGGCAAGGACUUUCAUUCUUGGGUCUUGACUGCCGUACUGAGCGGCGGAGCAAUGAGGUUCUCAGCGAAGACACCUGUGAUUUAAUAUGGGACCGUUGUCACAACGAGAUUAUGAAAGGAGAGACAAAGCAUUUGAUCGUUCUUUCAAGUGUACCUGUUGCUUACCCCCGAGUGGCAAUGCUCCGCAAUUUCAUGAACAGCCGCAAGUCACUCGGCAAGGCCGGAGUACUUGGUGGGCUUGUAAAUCGAUCUGGUGGAAAUGUGGAGGUCUUUGAUGACCAUUGGGCUGGCAAGCACCUCAAGUCCGAGCGCACAUGGUUGGUUGAAGAUCUUCAGGACCUGGCCGCAGAGAAGUCAGUCCGGAUCACAAUUCUCAGUGGUGAUGUCCAUCUUGCUGCAAUUGGGCAGUUUUAUUCGAAUCCCAAAUUGAAUGUUGCCAAAGACCAGGAUUACCGAUACAUGCCGAAUGUCAUCUCGUCUGCUAUUGCAGACAUUCCGGAGACCGAUAUCAUUGCUGACAUGCUCAACAAGCGAAAUACAAUCCACCACAUGGACUCGAACACGGACGAGGACGUCGUCCCCAUCUUUGUCCAGGAUGUAAAUGGCAAGGUCCGAAACAACAAAAGAUUACUACCUCGGCGAAACUGGUGUUCGAUCCGCACAUAUAAGCCUGGAUCGACUCCACCUGAUACACCUGAGUCAGAUAUGACAGAGACUCCCCCACCUCGGCCAAACAAGCUGCAGCGGACAUUGUCGCUGGGUCGUGCGGACAAGGGGUCUACCGAGAAACCUGGUAUUCUCAGGCGCCUUUCCACCCGUGGACCACCUCCUACGAGGACCAUGAGUUUCAAUCGAGGCGACGAGACUGCUUUCAGUCGACGUGCAAGUGUUGAUGGGUUCGCUCAGCCCCCCGAGAACGGGAACAGUUAUUUUCCAGGGAACGGGGCCGGUGCACCUCCACGACCCGGUAACUUCCACCGGCGACCGACGAAUCUCAGCCAAAAAACGGCGAAGAAAACCGCCAAGCAAGGCGAUGAUGGUGCAGGCGUCUACAUCAAUCUCGAAGGCGGGCUCGCCAUUACUUUGAACCUAGAGAUCAGCUCACAAGACCCAUCGGGUGUCACCACACCUUACAAACUGCUCGUUCCAGCACUGCACUACAACGGGACCGAGUAUGACCCGCCCCCAGCGCAGAUUGUCAAGGGCUGGAGAAAGUUCCUACCCCGCCGCAAAAAGCACGUAGGGGAAGCCGAUGCACAGCCUGAUGCAGAAGAAGAUUAUAGUGAUGACGACGAAGAAGACGAUCACGAGGACCAUGACCUUAUCAAUAACACCCGCGCUAACGCCGCCACUAGCCAACAACAUCAACCACCGGAUGAGGGAUAUCCUGGGAGUGAAGAGGAGGAUGACGAUUCCGAGGGCGAAUUCCCUCAACGUCUGCCACCGAAUAUGAUGGCUGAACAUUCCCCCAGUCCCGAGGAGCACACCCGUCCACGAAAGAAGUGGUUUGGUGUAAUCUAA
Penicillium digitatum Pd1 is the source of this 4074-nucleotide messenger RNA. RefSeq lists its product as uncharacterized. Gene Ontology annotation, cellular component: membrane. NCBI's taxonomy places the organism in Eukaryota, Fungi, Ascomycota, Eurotiomycetes, Eurotiales, Aspergillaceae. The record is from RefSeq and is a predicted model, not a curated record.